Messenger RNA from Bacillus rossius redtenbacheri, 2144 nucleotides. RefSeq names its product phospholipid phosphatase 5. Bases 324 to 1133 code for a protein of 269 amino acids. Lineage: Eukaryota; Metazoa; Arthropoda; Insecta; Phasmatodea; Bacillidae. The transcript has 6 exons. Gene Ontology annotation, molecular function: phosphatidate phosphatase activity. The record is from RefSeq and is a predicted model, not a curated record. Gene Ontology annotation, biological process: phospholipid metabolic process; phospholipid dephosphorylation.
UUCAGAUAAGCAGCAGUGCAGUAGCUUUCCCCGGAAUUAUAUAAUUAAUUUUGAUAAUUUUUUGCUUAUAUUAUACUAUUCAGAUCACGGUCAUGAUUGAUAAAUAUUAGUAAUGUAUUUACAAAUCUCUGGUUUCAUAAAAAUCAAGUUAUGGCUGCUUAUAUUGGCUAAUAGCCAUUAUGGCAAAACAAGUGGUUCCAAAUUGUUCCAAAUUGUUCCAAAUGUAAAUGACGUCAAAUGCGGUGACGUUUUGAUGGAAUUUUACAGCUGUGAUGCGUGAUUGUCAAAUAGGGAAGACGAGCAUGUGUCAAAGAUAAACAAGUAUGUCAAAUGUGAGGGAUGUUCAAGGGAGUGUUUGGUUGGAAAUUGGAGUUCGAGCUAUAUUGGCUUGGAUUUUCAUAGAAUUGGAAGGGGUCGCUCCUUUCAAUAGAAAAAUCCACCCUGACGAGUUGUGGCUGUAUAAAAACCCAAGAAUAGACAGUUAUGUUCCAACGACUGUUUUAUGGCCUCUUGUCUUCGGCACCCCGGCUGUAAUAAUCACAGCUGUGUUCCUCGUACAGAAAGACAAGGUCGAUGCCUUCCAGGCAGUUCUCAGCUGCUCACUUGGGCUGGCGUUGAAUGGAGUGUUCACCAACUUCAUUAAACUAAUUGUGGGUCGGCCACGCCCGGACUUCUUCUGGCGGUGCUUCCCCGACGGCCAAAUGAACCCCGAGCUGGUGUGCACAGGCGAGGAGGCAGCCGUCAUUGAGGGGCGGAAGAGUUUUCCAAGCGGCCAUUCGUCAUUUGCUUUUGCUGGCAUGGGUUUCAUAGCAUUUUACAUGGCCGGUAAGCUGCAUGUUUUUAAUGCCAUCGGACGAGGAAAGUCAUGGCGACUGUGCAUUUUCCUUUGUCCGUUGGUUGUCGCGCUGGGUGUGGCACUUAGUCGCACCUGCGACUACCAUCAUCACUGGCAAGAUGUGUUAUGUGGUUCCAUUCUCGGCAUAUCGAUGUCAUACAUGUGUUAUCGCCAGUAUUACCCUUCUCUGGCAUCGUUGCAGUCACAUCGGCCUCUGGUCAUGAUCACACCCCAUCUCGAUAUCGACGGCAUUGGAAGUACGCAUUCUGAGAAGGAAGAAGAAAUCAAAUGGAUUUGAUCCCUCGCUGUUCAGUUCCUAAAAAAAGUUUGGUUUUUACCAUUUGUUCCAUUUUGUGUUCAUAAAUUUUUCUGUGUGUGGCUAUUUCAUGUUAAGAUCUUUGAAGAUUAUUUUAAUUUGUUUCUAGUGCUGUGACUUGGCAUUUAUUUUUUUGUGAUUGUUAUUGUGAACCUUAUUAACUACUCGUAUUUUGUAUUUAAAUGGACUAAAAUGGAUAAUUUAAUUACAGGCAGGAUAAUUGUGACUUGCAUUCAAGAAGUAUUAACCGGUAUGAUGGGUGAAAAUAUUUAUGAACAAUUUUUGCUUAAUAUUUCAGGCAAGUGCUGUUGCAAGGCAUGGUGUAUUACAUAAUUUUUAUAUAUGUAUGUGGUAAUUUAAGUUUUAUUUUCAUAAUUUGUUUAUUGAUUUAAGAAGUACAGCUUUAUUGCUGGAAGUUUUAGUCACUUACAGAGUACUGUUAUAUUUCCUUGUGACUGCAUUUAGUUUUUGCAUGUCAAAUUACAAUGUAUUUGUUGACUGUACCAUAUCACUUAAAGAUUGCAAAGUAUUCAGAAGACAUAUAAACUAAAGAGACAUAAAUUUGUAUAUUGGAGCAUUUUAAAUCUCUGAUGCCUUUGCUACUGAAGGUUUUAUUGUUACAGACACAGGUGAGCAUCUUUGUUGUACGGAUUUGUAAAAGUGUUAUGUUAGCUGCAGCUCACACUGUGGUGGUUGUGUUGUAAUUGAUGGAGGGAUUUUUAUGCAUUCGCUUGACAAAGGAAAAACAUUGAUGCAGUAGUAAUAUACAUACUUUGGCUGUGAACAAUGUUACUUAUUAACAUGGUUGUAUACAACUGGAAACAUUUUAUGACUAAUGUGUAUUGAUUUGCAUGCUGGGCAAUGAUUCAGUUGGUGAUGAUGAUGAUUAUGAUGAUAAUGAUAAUAAUAAUGCUAGUACUUUGCAGUCCAUAUAUGUACAGAUUUUUGGCUUAAAAUAUGAAAAUACGCCUGCUGCACACAGGCUGACUAAAA